Armigeres subalbatus is the source of this 3602-nucleotide messenger RNA. It is a transcript of the gene Rat1, whose product is annotated as 5'-3' exoribonuclease 2 homolog. The record is from RefSeq and is a predicted model, not a curated record. Gene Ontology annotation, molecular function: 5'-3' RNA exonuclease activity; nucleic acid binding. Gene Ontology annotation, biological process: nucleobase-containing compound metabolic process. Lineage: Eukaryota; Metazoa; Arthropoda; Insecta; Diptera; Culicidae. The transcript has 4 exons. The coding region runs from base 199 to 3222 and encodes 1007 amino acids. Gene Ontology annotation, cellular component: nucleus.
CGCGUCAAACGUCAUCCUUCGCAGUGAAAGUCGCGCAUCGCCGUUUUGCAACGCGAGCGGGUUUUGUGAAUUUGGUACCUAAAUUUUGGAUAUUUCUCGUUAAUUUCGGUAUAUUUCCGCGUAAAUUUUAUCGGAUUCCUUUCGUUCUGUGACCAGGGUAGUAGUGACCAUAGUAGCGAGAACACAAAAUCCGCCGAAAUGGGAGUACCAGCAUUCUUUCGCUGGUUAUCGCGGAAGUAUCCGUCCGUCAUUGUGGAAUGCGUGGAGCAAAAGCAUGCCGAUGAGCACGGAAACCCGUUGUAUGACGAUAUGACCGAACCGAAUCCGAAUAAGGUGGAAUUUGAUAACUUGUAUCUGGACAUGAACGGUAUCAUUCAUCCGUGUACACAUCCGGAGGACAAACCGGCACCGAAAGACGAGGACGAGAUGAUGGUGGCCAUCUUCGAGUGCAUUGACCGUCUGAUGAACAUUGUUCGACCGCGGAAAUUGCUCUACAUGGCCAUCGACGGUGUGGCCCCACGGGCCAAAAUGAACCAACAGCGGUCACGACGUUUUCGAGCAUCCAAGGAAGCGGCAGAGAAAGCUUCCGAAAUACAGAAAAUUCGAGCGGAACUGCGAUCGAAGGGAUGCAUUCUUCCACCUGAGAAGGAGAAAGGGGCCCACUUCGAUUCCAACUGCAUCACUCCGGGGACUCCGUUCAUGGAUAGGCUGAGUAAAUGCCUGCAGUACUACGUGCACGAUCGCAUGAACAAUAAUCCGGGAUGGAAGGGCCUGAAAGUAAUCCUGUCGGACGCGAAUGUGCCCGGCGAAGGCGAGCACAAAAUUAUGGACUACAUUAGAAAGCAAAGAUCGCAACCAGAUCACGAUCCGAAUACUCAUCACGUCCUUUGUGGGGCGGAUGCCGAUUUGAUUAUGUUGGGACUGGCAACCCACGAGACACAUUUUACCAUCAUUCGAGAGGAAUUCCUUCCUAAUAAGGAACGGCCAUGCGAUAUUUGCCAGUUGAUGGGACACGAAAUGAAGGACUGUACUGGUUUACAGUCAGAGCGGGACGUCAAUCGGACCCCACCUCCCCCGGGUAAAGAGACACAGUUUAUAUUUGUCCGACUGAACGUACUCAAAGAGUACCUCGCUAAAGAACUGGACAUGCCUAACUUACCGUUCAAGUAUGACUUUGAGCGCGUCAUUGACGAUUGGGUGUUCAUGUGCUUCUUCGUAGGAAACGAUUUCCUACCACAUUUGCCAAGUUUGGAAAUUCGAGAGAACGCCAUCGAUCGGUUAGUCACGCUGUACAAAAAGUGUGUCUACAAGACUAAAGGCUACCUCACCGAUUCCGGUAGCGUCACUGUCGAUCGCGUCGAGUUAAUCAUGACGGAUCUCGGCUACGCUGAGGACGAAAUUUUCCGCCAACGCAAGGUAAGUGAGGAUCGCUUCAAAGAGCGCAACAAGCGCAUGAAAAUGCAAAAGGAACGCGAACAACGACCCAACUUCGAGCAGAUUAACAGAUCGCAAUUUGCACCGACCCCCUUGGGAAGGGGUGUCACUCCGCAGGCCGUUCAGAACCCGCGACAGGAGGCGGCCCACUUCCGGAUGCUUGGCAAUAACCAAACGCAGCAGCAGCAGCAGAAUAAUUCCAACGAUAAUCAAAACCGCCGGGGUCAGAAGCGUAAAGCGGAGGAGCCCCUCACUCCGGCUUCGGCCGAGGAACCAGAAACGCCCGACGAGGUUCGUUUGUGGGAGGAUGGAUUUAAGGAUCGUUACUAUGAGUCCAAGUUCGAUGUGGCGCCCCAGAACAUGAAAUUCCGGCAAACUGUUGCCUGGGAGUACGUCCGUGGUCUCUGCUGGGUACUUAAAUACUAUUACCAGGGCUGUGCCAGCUGGGAGUGGUACUUCCCGUACCACUACGCCCCGUUUGCUUCUGACUUUAAGGCUCUGAGCAACGUUAACACUCGCUUCGAGCGAGGCACUCCGUUCAAACCGCUGCAACAGCUGAUGGGUGUGUUUCCGGCUGCCAGUAGAAGUCACGUUCCGCCGGCGUUCGGAGAGCUGAUGGUCGAUCCGAAAUCGCCGAUCAUUGACUUUUAUCCGAUCGAUUUCCAUAUUGAUUUGAACGGGAAGAAGUUUGCCUGGCAGGGCGUAGCCCUGCUACCGUUCGUCGAUGAGAAGCGGUUAUUCAAGGCGACCGACCCGAAGGUUCCGCUGCUGACCCACGAGGAACGGUUACGCAACGAAAAUGGCCUCGCCCGGUUAUACUUGUCACCCGGUCCGGAUGCAUACAAAAUAGCCAAAGGGUUAUACAGCGGCACGGUCAACUUCGAACAGGAAGUUCCCAUCCUGGCCGACUGUAUGCGGGGUGUUGUCAUCCCGACCAAGGAAAACGUCCCGCACGAUGGCGUUCUACCGUCACCCAUUCCCGGAUUGCACCCGGUGUGCGAGAACAGAAUCGUAACCAUGAAGUUCCUGGAUCCGCAGUAUGCGGAUGAUUUCGUAUAUCCAUCCCGGAAGCUGGAGGGAGCUCGCGAUCAGCCGAAGGUACUGGGAGCGAACGAGGGUCCGGUUAUUGGAUUCGGACAGCGAACGAACCGUGGCGGGCUGGGUAGUGCCGGUCACAGGAUGAUGAAUCAUUAUACCGGGAACAACAGAGGAGGUGGCGGUGGCGGCGGUGGAGGAGGAGGAGGCGGAGGUGGAGGUGGAAAUGGUGGACGCAAUGAUUACAGCAACUUUUCGAGAGGCGGAAACUCAUCCAACAAUAGCAGCUACCAAAGCUCUGCCAGUAACAGCUCGCAGUCGGGCUACAACAAUUCGAACAAUCGCAGUGGACCCAGUGCCAGCGGCAAUUUGAGCGCCUUCGAGCAACUGAGCAGCCGUAUCAAUCAGUAUCAGCAGCAGGUGAUGAGCGAAAUCUCCCGCAAUGCCAGCAGUUCCGGAAUGUUGCUACCCAAUCCGUUCGCCAAUCAAAUUCCGUACGACUACAAUAAUAGCAGGGAUCGGCAGAACAGUGGUGGGUACCAGAACCGACGGGGUGGUGGCGGCGGUUUCCAGCAGAAUCAACGUGGAAGAAACGCUGGGGGUAAUUUCGGUGGCAAUCAGUUCGGGCAGCGCAAUCAAGGCGGUCAGCGAUUUAACAACAACUUCAACAAUGGAGGGGGUGGCGGUGGGAAUCGCUUUGGUCAGAACAAUGCCGGAGGCAAUCGGUUUAAUAACAAUCGGAGAAACUUUUAAAUGACAUUUUUUGGAAAAAAAAGGUAGGUGGUCUCAUAGCACUCGUUGCUGCUAUAGAAAAAUCAUAUUUAAUAUAACAUUUCCAUUUGAAAUCGAUACGAAACACAACCACUUGUCAAAAUGGAUGGCCAUGCAUCCGUUUGAUUUUUUUGUAAAAUUUAUGUUGUCUGCUGCGAGAUAGAAAAUAGUUUAAAAAAAGCGUUUUUUCCGACACGCCGUCAACUUGUAUGUUCUUCUGCUGGGUGAUCUAAAGAAAGUUUAUUCAGUAAAAAUUAAUAAAUUUUUACUUGAUAGGAGUUUUUAGUACAAUGAUGAUGUAUUGAUUGUAUUUAACAAAAAGAGUUGACAUGGAAAGCUCAAUAAAAAGGGUUGCAAUUCAA